CUUUCUCCCUCACGCGUCUUUUUUUAUAUAUAUAUACAUGAAGCUUAUUGGUUUAACGGGAGGAAUUGCCACAGGCAAAUCAACAGUAUCUCGUUUAUUAACAGAACAACAUAUACCCAUUAUCGACGCAGACAAGAUUGCAAGAGAUGUUGUUGCACCAGGCAGAAAAGCCAACCAGCUUAUUCGACAACACUUUGGUGAUGAAGUCUUCUUGCCUGAUGGCCAUAUCGAUAGACCUAAGCUAGGACAGAUUAUCUUUCAAGACCCCGAGAAGCGCAAGAUAUUAAAUAGGUGCACACAUCCCUAUGUGCGACUGGAGAUGGUCAAGCAAGCCUUGUUGUAUUGGAUAAAAGGAGCUGAUGUUGUUGUUUUUGAUGUGCCUUUAUUGAUAGAAAGUAAACUGGAUCGAUUUAUGAGUACCAAUGUCGUUGUAUUCUGGUAAGAUAGAUAGUCAGCUUAUAAACCAUAUUUACACUGCAUCUAGUUCAGAUGCACUUCAGUUACAAAGACUAAGAAAAAGAGACAACUUGACAGAAGAACAAGCGUUGCAACGGAUGAAAUCACAAAUGCCUUUGGCUGAAAAAGUCGAAAAGGCAGAUAUUAUACUGGACAAUUCAAGCGAUAUCCGUCAGUUGGAAAUACAAGUCAAGAACAUGAUUCACAAGAUCAAACCGUCCACACUCACUUGGUUCUUUGAAUAUGCAGGCCCACCUAUGGUCAUUGGUGCUGUCUCUAUUCUUGCUCGUCAAUACGGUGCUGCUCUUUGGCAAGCAAUGAGUGAUAGUAU
Molecule: messenger RNA, 787 nt
Organism: Gilbertella persicaria
Lineage: Eukaryota; Fungi; Mucoromycota; Mucoromycetes; Mucorales; Choanephoraceae
Product: dephospho-CoA kinase
Exons: 2
Coding region: 38-442 (134 amino acids)
Biological process (GO): coenzyme A biosynthetic process
Molecular function (GO): ATP binding; dephospho-CoA kinase activity
Source: RefSeq, a predicted model, not a curated record